UUUAGUUGAUGGACUAAAUUAAGACUGUAGCAAAAGUUGGGGAUCAUUUCGGUCAAUAACCCCAAAUCAUUAUCUUCACCAAAAAGAAUGGCUUGAAGCUUUGGGGAUUUUCCCGUUGCUCCUCAUCCGCCGGACCCAAUCCAGAAACCCAUUGAGACAAAUCCACCGAUUUCCGAUGGGUUUCAAUGCCAAAACCGCCGACGAAGAUUCCGAGUCAAGCGUCCUCCUCCCCACCGUAUCCGCCACCACACCCAAUAAAAUCCCAAAUGACUCGUUCCACUUGGCCUACAUCAUCUACUUCACACUUGGUGCUGGGUACCUCCUCCCAUGGAACGCUUUCAUCACAGCCGUCGAUUACUUCGCCUACCUCUACCCAGAUGAAAGCGUGGACCGUAUAUUCGCCGUCGCGUACUUCGUGGUGGGCCUCGUCUGCCUCCUCAUCAUAAUCUUCUACGCCCACAAGUCCGACGCUUAUGUCCGGAUCAAUGUGGGUUUGGGCCUCUUCGUUGUUUGCCUGCUCAUCGUGCCCCUCAUGGAUGUCUUUUACAUCAAAGGUCGGGUCGGGUUGUACGACGGGUUUUACGUGACGGUUGCAACGGUUGCGCUUUCGGGUUUGGCUGAUGCUUUGGUUCAAGGCUCGCUCAUUGGGGCGGCUAGUGAGUUGCCCGAGACUUAUAUGCAAGCCGUUGUGGCUGGGACUGCCGGUUCAGGAGUCCUUGUUUCUGCUCUGAGGAUCAUAACUAAGGCUGUAUAUCCACAAAAUGCUGAUGGCCUGAGAAAAAGCGCAAACCUUUACUUCGCUGUCGGGAUAGUAGUUAUGGUCAUAUGCCUUGUUUUCUACAAUGUGGCACCAAGGCUUCCAGUUAUGAAGUACUAUGCGGAGUUGAAGACUCAGGCUAUAAAUGAGGAGAAGGAAGAGAAUGGUCCUUUGACUCCGUCUGUGUUGAGAUCAACUUUGUGGCGCGUAGUUGACAGAGUCAAGUGGUAUGGAUCUGGCAUCAUUCUUAUCUAUGUUGUGACUUUGGCAAUAUUUCCAGGAUAUAUUACUGAAGAUGUACACUCUCAGAUUCUCAAGGAUUGGUACCCAAUCAUCCUUAUUACAGGCUACAAUGUGUUUGAUCUUAUUGGCAAGUCUCUGACUUCUGUAUAUCUCCUCGAAAAUUCUAAGGUUGCGAUCGGCGGCACAGUUAUAAGAUUGCUCUUCUUUCCUCUCUUCUAUGGGUGCUUGCAUGGCCCCAAAUUCUUCCGAACAGAGAUUCCAGUGACAAUACUUACUUGCCUUUUGGGACUUACUAAUGGCUACUUGACAAGUGUGUUGAUGAUUUUGGCUCCCAAGAUCGUCCAAUUACAGCAUGCGGAGACUGCAGGGAUUGUGAUUGUGUUGUUCUUAGUUGUGGGUCUGGCUGUUGGUUCAGUUGUAUCUUGGUUCUGGGUCAUCUGAGUUUUGAGCAAAUUUUAUUACACCAGAAACUCCCAAACGUACUGCUGUUGCCAAGUCCCACUGUUGGGGGAUGGGUUGGGUUGGGUUGGGUUUGCUAGUACCCUCCUUUUGUAAAGCUGUGUAACUUAACUGUUUGAAAUAUUGUAAUUUUUUCCUUUUCCCAAAACAUGGGUUAUGAAUUGUAAAUGGUUGGUUGAUCUGUCAAUUUGUUCAGUUGAAUUAUGAAAGUCUGGAUGUGUUGCUUUA
Molecule: messenger RNA, 1687 nt
Organism: Prunus persica (peach)
Lineage: Eukaryota; Viridiplantae; Streptophyta; Magnoliopsida; Rosales; Rosaceae
Product: equilibrative nucleotide transporter 1
Exons: 2
Coding region: 176-1441 (421 amino acids)
Biological process (GO): nucleoside transmembrane transport
Cellular component (GO): plasma membrane
Molecular function (GO): nucleoside transmembrane transporter activity
Source: RefSeq, a predicted model, not a curated record